Molecule: messenger RNA, 2395 nt
Organism: Pecten maximus
Lineage: Eukaryota; Metazoa; Mollusca; Bivalvia; Pectinida; Pectinidae
Product: transmembrane protein 170B-like
Exons: 4
Coding region: 157-555 (132 amino acids)
Source: RefSeq, a predicted model, not a curated record
UUUCCGGUAGUCAAUGUGUGUCUGUUUAUUUGCAAAGUAUGAGAUGCAUCUCUUUUCAAAGGGGCAUACGUAGACUGCAGAUGUGCUUGCUGUUCCAGUUUUGAGCCGUAAGAUACAUGUAAGCCGACAACUACGUUUGUUUUCACUGGGAAAAAGAUGGCAUCUGAGGGUGGCGACUUUAAUACAGACAGUCUGGAUUCCAUCAUCAAUGUGUUUGGACUUACAUCUAGUGAUACACUCAAUGGAUUUGCUGAAAUGUGGUACCAGGUUUUUUUAUGGGCUCUCUUCUCAUCUAUCUUUGCCCAUGUGGUGGCAGCACUGGUUGCUUUCUGCCGCCUAAGGAAACACCGAUAUGGACGCUGGAUUCCUGCUGUUGUUCUAGGCAUGGGUGUCCUUUCUCCUCUCACUGGCGGAGUGAUCACAAGUGCAGCCAUCGCCGGGUUUUACCGAGGUUCAGAUUUUGAAAUGAAGCCAUUCUAUGCUUUGUGUUGGGGAGCUGCACAGACAAUGUUUAUGAUUUUUGUGUCUUUUACAAGAAUUUUAUCAACUUUGUGAUUCUCAUGGAAAGAAUGAUUCAGAUAAUGGUGUUGUAUCAACAGUAGACAACUCCAACCACAAAGAGUGCAUCUUACAAUUUAGUCAACAUUUGUCACAUCCUGUGUACCGAGGAAGUGCAUUGCUCCAACUCUUAAUAAAUAGAUUUAUUAUGAGUUUUAUGAAUUACAAUGAAGAUGUCAUAUUCAGCAUAUAUAUAACUUUGAUAUGCUCCAAUAUUGAGCAGAUCAAAGUUGUUCAUACAUGCCAAACUUAUUUUUAGUUUUAGAUAAGUUGAUAUCCCAGUUACAAUUAACUGAAAAGGGACCAAAAAUUAACAAGAAACUAAAAUGUGUAGUAAUAUAAUUAAAUGCUUAAAAUUGAAGAUGGACAGUGUAAUAUUUAGAUUUAAUGAGUAAAUGAUUGUUAGAAUACUUCACCAGUAGUAUAAAACACAUCCCAAUGCCUGGUAAAAUCAUUGUUUCUCAAGAUUAUAUCAGAAUAUAAAAGGCCAAACUUUCUGAAACAUAACCUGGUGUUAUUCUUUAAUGUGUAGAUGUGCAAUAGAGGUUAAAAAAGUUCCUAAGGUCAAGGUCGCCUUUACUGAAAAUAGAAUUGAGGAUAUACUGUCAACAAUACAUAUAUAUCAUAUAAGGCUCAUAAAGACAGCUAGAUUUUCUGAAAUUUCACAUAAUACACUUUGAAAUGCAGAUGCACAUUUAGUGUUUAAAAAGUUCCUAUUAAAGGUCAAGGUCGCUUUUCGUUAGAGUAUAACUGAGCAUACAUUUGGAUAUUGUCAAAAUUAUAUCAUAUUAGGCCUUUACAGAAGGCCGAGCUUUCUGAAAUUUCACACAAUGUUACACUGUGAUAUGCACAUAUGUGAUUGAAAAUUUCCUCUGGUCAAGGUGGUUGUAACUGUAAAUAGAACCAGGAAAAUACUGUCAAAAGUACAUCAUCAUAGGCCAGAGGACAAAUCUUUCUCUGAAAUAUCACAUGAUGAUACACUGAAAUACAGAUACACAAGAGGGGGUAUAGAAAUUUUCCUAACGUCAAGGUCACUGUUACUAAAAGUACAACUAAUAUACUGUCAAAUAUCCCAUAAGGCCUUCAUGGAAGGCCAAACUCUCUGAAAUAACACAUGGUGAUAUAAUCUGUGGUAAAUAGAUAGGCAAUAGAUAUUCAAAGAUUCCCUAAUAUUAAGAUCAAGGUUGCUGUUAAAAAUAUCACCAGAAAUAUACUGUAAAAAAUAAUCCUACAAGACCUUUAAAGAAGAUAAAAUUUUAUAAAAUUUCACCUGAUUAUAAACUGUGAUAUAUAGAUGUGCAAUAGGAGUUUAGAGUUCCCAGUGUCGAGGUUACUUAGUAGUAUUUUAAUAUCAAUGUAGCAGAUAUUUUGAACACUGUCAAUUCGAAUAAUGCGAUUGUGUUGAAUAUAUCUUGCGGUCAGUUCCUUCUAAAUUAUACCCAAACUUCCUUAUUUUUGUCGAUCAAUUUGUUUGUCAAUAUGUAUUUGCCAAUAAAUAUAAAGCAUGACAUAUAAAUUGAAACUGAUGGACAAAACCUAAGUCCUACACUAGUGCGUAUCUCCUGGUCCUUAUUAAUGGCCGACUACCUUUCUGGGCUAACGCAACACAAACAUUUAACAUUUUAAAUCCAUUUUAUGGUCAAAAUUGAAUCUUUACAGCAGUUUAUAUUCAUAUUUAUCGAAUGCUGAAAAUGUAAUUGCUAUUUUUAGCUCACCUGGCCCCAAAGAAUAAGGCAAAUAUUUUCCUUGGUCCCGUCGACUUCGACUUAUCCGUGUUUUACUGUAUGUUAUUUUAAUUUUGUUGAAUUUUAUUUUGUUAAAUAAAAAUUGACAUUAU